Lodderomyces parapsilosis is the source of this 2778-nucleotide messenger RNA. It is a transcript of the gene MNL1, whose product is annotated as Mnl1p. The transcript has a single exon. NCBI's taxonomy places the organism in Eukaryota, Fungi, Ascomycota, Pichiomycetes, Serinales, Debaryomycetaceae. The coding region runs from base 1 to 2778 and encodes 925 amino acids. Gene Ontology annotation, molecular function: RNA polymerase II cis-regulatory region sequence-specific DNA binding; DNA-binding transcription factor activity, RNA polymerase II-specific. Gene Ontology annotation, biological process: regulation of transcription by RNA polymerase II. The record is from RefSeq and is a predicted model, not a curated record.
AUGGAUCUAAAUCAGGAUAUGGAUCAGUUGGCGUCUGAGUUUUACGCCGACCUUUCUACCAAAGCUAAUGUUGACACUAAUCAGAAGGCUGCUUUUGUAGAUGACUUUGUCAUUACACCUGAUUCUGGUAAUCAAAACCAAAGUUUUGCUCCGCAAAAUUAUCGUCAAACGGAUGAUGACUAUGCCCAGUUAUAUUCACUGUAUUCAAAGCCAACUACUAAUUUCAAUACCAAUGGUUUCCAACAGGACAGUUUAGGUGACGCAACUUUGGCGGAGUUUCAAUUGAAUGAUAUCAAUUUUGAUUUCCUUUUGAAAACACAACAACAGCUUCCACAGCAACUAUCUUCACAGCAACAGCAACAGCAGCAAGUACCGCAGAUACAGGAAAACCUACUAUCGAAUAAUGAUAGUGAUACUCAGCUUUUGAACUCCGGACUAGGGUCUGAUUCGUCACGACAACAUGGACAACCUUACAAUCAGCUACAACACCAACAAGAUGAAUUUGAUGGUAGCGGGAACACCAAGGUUGGCCCAAAGGGCAUGCCUGGAGCAUUUCUUCAACAAGGGGACAAUAUGGAGCUUGAUGAUUCGCCUCCAUUCACCAUCGAACUGGAUCUCUAUUUUGACCAAGGUCCAGAUAAUAACUCAAUCAUCACCAGUAACAACAUGCUACCUCAUCACGAUAAUAGAUCUUCUAUCAUUAGUCAUAGCAAUAUCACUGGCCAUCACAAUAACCACUUGAAGAGCCCCGUGCAACCAAGCGAGUUCAACAUUAGCCCGUUUGAUGAUGCAUCAAGAGUUUCAUCUGUUCAAAAUAUACAAUACAUGGGGAAUAACAAUUUUGAUGGAAAUAAGGCAAUCAAUAGACGCAGCUUUGUUGACAACGAGAGUCAACUAUUCAAGGGGAGAUUAAGAAAUGGGUCUAUAGAUUCCUAUUACGCUGCCAAUGUGAUCAACCAACAUUUGCAUCCACAAUUACAUCAGCAACAGCAACAGCAACAACAACAGCAGCAGCAAUCACUCCAACAGUUUCAGUAUCAACAACAAGCUCAUGCACAGAACAAUUCGUCUUCGUUCCAGGAGAUGUCACCAAUUACAACAACCACUUCCAAUACACACUCUGUAUCUUCAUUACACUCGACACAGCCAUCUUUUUUCUCAGCACAACAAUUCUUUACCAGAAAUUCUUUGGAUCAACAACUGCUGUCAUUGAAUGGACCAUCCCUGGAUAUAUUUGGAAGACCUUCGUUGGAUAGCCAGCGGUCGCAACAACAGCAACAACGUAAUGCGAGAUACACUAGUUUCACCAAUUCUAUCUCCAAUAUGAUUCCGUUUAUGGGUGAUCGGAGUCAGUCGCAAAGGUCACCUCCUGGUAACUCAACACAACCAGUUAUGAGCAAUAAUGCUACACCUAAUCAGCCACGACACUUAAUUCGGUCAAUAUUCAAGUCCAACUCAGCUUUGAACUCGAGUCAGAAUCAAGUAGCAGAUGAUGUUGAUGACAAGAUGGAUAACAAUGAUGAUGUGAAUAUGGAUGAAAUAUCGAACCAAUUUUUGAGCUCAGCCGUAGACAACUCAAAUUUGACAAUAGGUUCAGAGCUUGAACCUGAGUUUGAAUUACCUAAGAAACAAAAGACAUCUAAACGAAGUUUGUUUACGAGAUUCAAGUCAUCUAAGCAAGAUGAAGUUGAAAGCAGUCCUAAAAUUGGUGAAAAAGAGCCUUUACUACAAGAAAGUGAGAGUUUGGAUACAACAAAUGUUGGUUCUGGACAAGCGUCAAGUGGAACACCGUCAUUUAUGACUGGUGGUCCUAUCAAUUUGGAAAACACCACUUCUGAAUCCUCACAAAAUAUUGCUGAGCCUGAUUAUGCGGCAUUGUUUGAAAAUGUAGGUAAAAGAAAGGCAAUUGGAUCAAACUAUAGAAAACCGAAACGCGAAAAGUCAAAAGAGGACCAAUCGCAAAUGCCACAACAAUCCAACAAUGCACCAGCGACGUCGUCCUUGUUUUUUGGCAAAAACAGUCAAAGGGGCAGAGGUGCUAGCAGCAACAAUUCGAUUGCUGAUAGUACUAGUGUAACCAAUAUCAGUGUCAAUUCCUCCAACGCAUCAUCAUCUUUAGCUGGCCAGAGCUUGGUUUUGAAUGAGAACGAUGACCAGGCAGAGUCUUCUACGUCUACAAUGCCACCACCACCAAAUCCAGCACCGCCGCAAUCUACGUCAACAUUGGCAACUGCAUCCAAGCGUAUUUUGGGAUCCAAGAUUAUGCUGAAAAAUAGCAAAAAAUCGUCAUCGAAAAUUACCAAGAAGGAUAAGGAAAAGGACAACGAUAAUGAUCGUGAUAUAAUCCCACUCGACGAAGAGCCAAUCAUUGCAUCGUUGGACACACCGGUGGCAACAAUGAUUUCCAAAGGAGUUGAAGUUGACGUUGAUUUAGCAUCAUUGGAUUUACCACCCGACACCAAGAUUUUUCCCACAGCAAUUAUCAAUUCCAAGAAUCGAACACGCGGUAGAAAAGAAAACAAGGAGGCUGAUUUGAAUGAUGAAUCCAAGAUUUAUUUGUGCAAUUAUUGUUCAAGGCGGUUUAAACGACAUGAGCAUUUAAAGCGUCAUUUUCGAUCUUUGCAUACUUUUGAAAAACCAUUUGAUUGUCCCAAAUGUAAUAAGAAGUUUAGUCGGUCGGAUAAUCUUCAGCAACAUUUGAAAAUUCAUAAUGCUAGCGAUAAUGGUGUUGUUAAGGAGGAAGAGGAGGAAGAGGCUCAAAUAGUUGAUGAUAUCUAG